ACUUCACGUGGAGAGAUAUUUAACCGUUAAUCAGAAAUUAAUUUCUUCCUUUCAAUUCUUUGUGAAAAAUACGCAAAAAUCCAGAAAGAAAUCUUAAAAAUAAUUGUUUUAUUGAAAAAGGAGAAAAAUGUAAGUCAGUAUCGCUUAAAUACGUCUUAAAUUCAUUAUUAAAAUCGAAAAAAACAUUUUUGGAGACUUUUUGACAUUUGAUUCGUUUGUUUCAACUUCAUGUUCGUUUUCGCUGCAGUUUUUUCCGCAAACGCACAUUUUCCAUUCGGACAUAAUUCACAAAAUAUCCUUUAAAAGCUUUAAAAUAAUUCCCACAACUGUGAAGAAUGAGUUCUACAUCCGAAGAUUCCGCUAACGAAUCUAAUGGGGAGGAGCUGGAAUUGCCGGAAACAGAUCUUGAGGAGUCUGUCAUCAUACCUCGAAAAACCGGGAGGAGGAUGCGAGUGAUGUCCUCAUCAGAGGAAGAUGAUGAUCCGGUAAUUCUUUCGCCGAAAACUCGACGUUCCAUUGGUAUCCGGCACCCGAUGAGAUUAGCAGCUUCCGAUGAGUCUGAUUCGGAUCUUCUCGAGUCCGAAGAUGAGUUAGAAUCGGAACAUUCAUCGAGAGAACCGUCACACAUUGAGAACUCUAAUGGCCCGGAAGAGGACACCCCCACAGGUCCUCCAAGUGAAAACACUAUGGAUUCUCGAAAUGCCAGUAGAAGGAUGCGACUGAAGUCAUCAUCAGAGGAAGAAGAUGAUGCAGCAUCUGAAAAUUCCGAAUCAGAUCUUGAGGAAGAGUUGGAUUCAGUACCUUCUGUCAUGAAAGAAAUGACGGACAAAAUCGACUCAGUAACGUCGCCAGAUGCUUCAGCAACAGAACCAUCUCAUCCCGAAAAUUCUGAUGCUCCAGAAGAGGACACCCCGACAGGUCCCCCGAGGGAUAGCACUUUUAAGGAGCCUACACCAUCAAGCUUUGAGAAGAGUGUUUUUGGGAAAAUUCAAUCAACUCCCUGUGCUACUGGAAAUACUUCUUCGAAAUCCCGGAAUCGCCAGCAGAAUGAUAUGAAGGAAAUAAGCAAGAGAUUGGUCAAUCUGGACAUCACAACCGAUGAGAUUAUCUUGCUAUCCGAUGACUCCACCAAUGAUUCGAAUAAGCAACUUGUGUCCCCUGCAGUGCUGAAUGCUGAGAAGCAAAAACUCGAGAAGCUAUUUCAAGAUCAGCAGAAGACCAUGGAAUUAUACAAGAAGAUGAGACAAAAUCUUCCGGAUAAAGGGGCUCAAUUGCUGAAGAAGAAUAAAUCCAUCGAGGAAGAAGUUGAGCGGCAGUUGGAACGUAUUUCCCAGCUCAGCAUUAAGGAGGAUGCUGAGGAGAGUAGUAAGAUGGUGAAAAAUGCUGUGCAGGAACAGGGAGCAGUGUGCGUGGAGCUUCUGGAUGAUGGCAAUGAGUUCAAAGAGCGUGAGGCAAAGCUCACUACACAACGAGGCCUUAAAAUGUUGGAGACCAAGAAGAAAAUCACCGUGGGGACAAUUGAGGGUAUCCUGCAAUCCCUAAAGGAGACCCCAAGUGAGGAUAUGCUAAUGGAUGAUCCAAAAGGACUGAAGGUUACUCUUAUGGAUCAUCAAAAGUAUGCACUGACCUUCAUGACGUGGAGAGAGAAGAAUAGACCGAGAGGAGGGAUCCUAGCAGAUGACAUGGGCACAGGGAAAACACUCACAAUGAUAAGUCUAAUGCUACAGGAUAAGAUGAUGAAGGAAAAGGAUGGAAGUGAUGAUGGAGAGAGCCCCUCAACGUGGAAGAAGAGAGAUUCCAAUAAUCUCUACAAUGGCGGAACUCUGGUUGUUUGUCCGGCAAGUUUGAUGCAGCAGUGGUGCGGAGAAGUUAAGACUAAAUGCGUGCCAAAAGCUCUGCAGGGUUACCAGCAGCACGGAUCCUAUCGUGAGAGUAAAGCCCGCCGUCUGGCUAAAUAUGAUCUCGUUAUCACAACGUAUGAUACGUUGAGCUCGGAAUUUAAGAAUGGUGGAGCAAUCUUCGGGGUAAAGUGGCAUCGUGUGAUCCUCGAUGAAGGGCAUAUUGUCAGGAAUCACAAGACAAUGAUGGCAAAGGCGUGCUUUGAGCUUGUUUCACGAAAUCGUUGGGUCCUCACGGGAACACCCAUACAGAACUCCGUCAAAGACAUGUUUUCAGUCAUAAAAUUCCUCGAAUGUGAACCCUUCUGUGACAUCCACUACUGGAAUAUCUUCAUUGGAGACAAAACCUGCAAAGCUGAGGGAUACAAGAGGCUCAAUACGAUUCUAAAGCUCAUUUUGCUGCGUCGUACCAAGGCUGAGCUGCAGGCUAAGAAUAUUCUCCCGAGUUUGCCGAGUAAAGAGAUUAAGACUGUCGCAGUUUCACUGACACAAGAUGAAAAUAUUCUCUACCAAAAGUUCCUGAUAUGCUCAAAAGCUCUGUUUGCUGAAUUUUUGAGCCAGCGGAAUAUCCGCAUUGAUAAUGACGCUGUUUCUAAGAAGAUGUGGCAAAUUUUUGAUAAUAUCCAAUCCAACAUGCAUUCCGGACCGGUAUCCACAACGCUGAUCUUUGUCCUCAUUCUCCGGUUGAGACAAAUUUGCUGCCAUCCCGGAUUGAUGCAUAUUAAUUCAAAGGAAAACGAUCAAGAUCUCAAUGCAUCGAGUGGAGGAGAGGGCUCUGCGGUUGGGAUUAAUUUGGUGGAUGUUAUUGAACGAAUGGAUGUGGAUGGUGCCACCGAAGAUGCACGGAAUUUACGAAAAAUCAACAAAGCCGUGUACACAUUGAGCAAUCCGAGCUCGAAAAUUGCAGCAGUGAUAUCAGAAGCAAUCAAUAUCAUUGAGAGUACUGAUGAUAAGAUUGUUAUUGUCUCCCAAUGGGCAUCACUACUUAACAUCAUUGGGAUGCAUCUGUCACAGAGGGGGCUUGGCUAUCUACUUCUCACGGGAGCAACGAAGAUUAGCGAUCGUGGACCAAUAAUUGAAAAUUUCAAUGAUCCUGAUCAUCCAACGAGGGUGUUCCUGCUGUCUCUGGCAACAGGUGGAGUUGGAUUGAAUCUGAUCGGUGGCAAUCAUCUGUUUGUCGUUGAUCCCCACUGGAAUCCCCAAUUGGAAUUCCAGGCGCACGACCGAGUCUACCGGAUGGGACAAAAGAAAAAUGUCCAAGUGCUGAAAUUUGUCACCUCAGCCACCGUAGAGGAGCGUGUGGUCUCAAUUCAGCAGAAGAAGGUGGAAGUGUCAGAUGCAGUCCUCACGGGAGUGAGUAAGAUCAAGAAGUCCGGUCUGAGCAUGGCGGAUCUACGAAAGCUCUUCGACAUGUAAAUUAAGCAUUUCAUAAUUGGUUGAAUUUUGAAGGAUCCCUGUAAAAAAAAAGCCUGAAAUAAAUAGGAAAUUUUCCAUGAUAAAUCUGUUAAAAAAUGUUUUUUUCUCGUUAAAUUCUCAAUAAAAUCAAUUAAAGGUC
This is a messenger RNA of Lutzomyia longipalpis, 3453 nucleotides long. RefSeq names its product transcription termination factor 2 (gene lds). The transcript has 5 exons. Gene Ontology annotation, molecular function: ATP-dependent chromatin remodeler activity; ATP binding. Bases 336 to 3314 code for a protein of 992 amino acids. Lineage: Eukaryota; Metazoa; Arthropoda; Insecta; Diptera; Psychodidae. The record is from RefSeq and is a predicted model, not a curated record.